AUGUCAGAGCCAGUUUUGACUUCAAAUCAACAUGGUCCACUUGCUGGUUCGACCAGUGUUGAGUCUUCGGUUUGGACCAAGGACUUUUCGAAUGAAGAGCUAAAAGCAGUUUGGAAGGCUAAAGCUUAUAGCAUAUUGGAGAUGUUCAUGAAUCAUAAUUCGGCAACUCCUGAAGCGACCACUUCAAGUAGAAGUCGUCGAUCUGUCGAUCAAUUAGAAGUCGAAACUACCACUUCAAGUAGAAGUCGUCGAUCUGCCAAGUCACAUGAGGGGUACACUUUCGAAGAAAUUUUGAGAGCGCUGUUUGAUUCGAGUCCAGCAAUACAUAAAUCAACAAUUUUCUUGCCCUUGACCACAAUCCGUAUUUUAACUAUCUCUCUAAUUUCUCAUAUUGGUGGAUACUUUCUGAGAAAUCUGGCAGCGUCAUUAGCCGUUCCAUAUGUUCUUGCUUUGAUUGGUGCAUUUGGAGUUCCAGCUUACUUUUUCUACUUCUACCCGGCGCCCUUCAGAAGCGAACUUAUCUCUCUACUAGCUUAUUUCGGUUCUUCCGUGAUUCAAGGGUUGUUCGUUGGAGCAGGAUUGGCUCACUUGAAAAUUGAAGCUGAGCCCUUUAUGGGUCUCACUCCAUUGGUUACCACACUCUCCCUUUUUUAUAUGUUAGCUUAUGCGCAUCAUCGGGUCAAUCUUUUCUACUGCACCAGCAUUUCCCUUCUUGCACAUUGUUUAAUUGGAGCUAUGAUGGGUUCUCUCUCUUCCCGACCUUAUCAAAUCCUCACUGGUCUUUACACUUUCUCUUUAUGGUGCUUCUUUCAAUUGGAUAUCUACAAUAUGAAAAACAUUGAAAAGGAACGAAGCUACGCCGAGAUCUUGGCGGAAAAUGUUCAUGUCUGGCUUGUCAUUGCUUCUAAAUGCAUAGUCUAUGGAAUUUAUGGUAUUCCGAUUGGAAAUCAUUUCAAUGAAUAA
Molecule: messenger RNA, 963 nt
Organism: Caenorhabditis remanei
Lineage: Eukaryota; Metazoa; Nematoda; Chromadorea; Rhabditida; Rhabditidae
Exons: 5
Coding region: 1-963 (320 amino acids)
Source: RefSeq, a predicted model, not a curated record